ACUUCCCAAAAGGUUUGUCAUGCAGGACUUCAUCAGGGACUUUACUGGCCUUAAUUACCAGGACUUGACUCCAUUCAAUGACCACAUGCUGAUUAAAGUUCUAUGCUGUACAUCUAUGCCUAUGGUCUAACUCUAACCCUAUUCUUUAUAGAUUGAUCUAUAGGCUUUUAAGAUGGUACUUAGCGGUGAUCAAGAUAAAGCUCAGGCCGGCAAGAAGUUGCUAUUUAUACUGCUAGCUGUAGUAGUUGAAGUGACAUUGCUGAUCAAAUUCCCGCUCUUUGUUCUACGACAGCUGUCAACAACAGUUUUCCUGAAACAAGCCUGUCCAUCAGUUAAUGCAAGCCAAGUUGGCCAAGAAUACAUAUUCACAAUGGUAGUUUAUAGCGGCUUGUACAUUGGUCGCUGGUUUGAAACAUUUGUGCUUCACAUUCAUAUCUAUAAAUUUAUCUUUUGUCAAAGCAACAUAACUUUUGGGUCAUUCUUAAAAAACUGCAAAAACGGGAGCUGUAAAGCAAACAUUACACUGUUUAUAACAGCUUUUGUACUUUCCUUAUCAUCUAUAGCUAUACCGAUUCUUGGGACUAUCCUUGAAGUAAAAAAUGGGGAAGAUUCUUCUUCAAGUUGUAACAGCUAUAUUUACGAACAUCAUUUGAUCUAUUGGGGUCUGGACAUAAUACGUUACAUACAUGAUGUUGUUAUUCGCUUAUUGCUACUUGUAUCAGUGGUUGGCAUAAAAGUGAUUUGGUCUGAAGGCAAGGAAAAGGCAGGCAAGAAACUAGAAUCUGAAACAAGAGAGCCCACCACUUAUCUAGAAUAUUCGCUGCGAGAUUGUGAUGUCACCAACCAAUAUAAUAAAACGAAAUUGGAAGACUACGAUCAAAAAGGGAGAUGUGUAAAGCAAGUUGUUGACAUUUUUGAAGUGUGGUUUAUUAUCCCUUGGAUACUGUUUUACAUUAGUGCAUCGCUAGAAACAGAUCAACUGCUGCUGUCGUGGAGGAAUGGAUCGAGUGGAAGUGAUCGUCACUAUGAUUUCUCCGAGAUUACGUUAAUGGUGUACAAUUUUAACCAAAUAAUCUUCCUUACAUUGGCAUACAUCGGCUCACAGUUAAUAAAUUGUGAACACAAGGAAUACCUUAAACAUUCACGAUAUGAACGACGUAACAAGCCCCAUACAGCAAGUAUUCAGGCUCACGCUAGGCUUACAAAGUUAGAGAAAGAUGACCACUACGAUUUUGUGCCACGAAUCUGGGGCUCUAGUAUCAAGGUCCAUUUAGACAGCCCAAUAUAUGUAUUGUUGUUGCUCCUUGGUAUUUUGUUCACAUUAAUGAAUGGCUUGAUCUCUGAAGAGAAUAACUAAUCCAUUUGCUUUUGUUUAGCUGUUAAGAUUUGCUAUAGUAUAAGUUUUUGCAGGAGCACAUGUGCUCCUGGUUUUUGUCAUUGAGUAGUAUAUGAUUUAUUUUUUGCAGGA
This is a messenger RNA of Halichondria panicea, 1468 nucleotides long. RefSeq lists its product as uncharacterized. The transcript is spliced from 2 exons. Bases 173 to 1357 code for a protein of 394 amino acids. The record is from RefSeq and is a predicted model, not a curated record. Lineage: Eukaryota; Metazoa; Porifera; Demospongiae; Suberitida; Halichondriidae.